AUGCGAAGGCUUCUGGAACCUGCGUACGCUGACGGUGUGAGUUCUCCUAGAGCCUCGGUGGAUGGCGAUGAACUACCAAAUGCACGCUACGUGUCCUUUGCCAUGCAUCCAGACGUGAAGAGACCUGCGCACCACAUCACGCACAUGGUGAUGCAGUUUGGCCAAUUCAUGGACCAUGACAUUGCUCUAGCGCCCUUGGAGUCCGAUCCUGGACACGUUAACUUGGGAAAUCCGAAUAACCCCGUCGACUGUUGCUCCCCUGAACGAAGAACUGCACCGGAGUGCUUUUCAAUAGGUGUCCCUGAAGGAGAUCCAUUCUAUGGCCAGCACAGAGAGACGUGCUUGAAUAUGGCUAGGUCUGCGCCUUGUUCCUGUCAACUAGGCUACAGAGAACAACGAGACAUGCUGACGUCCUUCCUCGACUGUUCGCAGGUCUACGGCAACAGCGACGAUGAUACGCGCAAGUUGAGGCUGGGUCAGGGAGGUCAACUUCGGUACCAAGUAAUCCACGGAGAAGAACUCUUGCCCAGAAGCUUCCAUCCCGAUCGCGACCGCUGCAGCCGACUGGACCAAGGAGAUUUCUGUUUCAAUGCUGGAGACGACCGCGUGAAUGAGCAUCCGGGCCUGACGGCGAUGCAUACUCUGUGGCUACGGCAGCACAACCGAAUAGCUAGGGCAUUGCAGUACUACCACGGCGAAUGGGAUGAUGAGACACUCUUUCAGCAGGCAAGGAGGAUAGUAGGUGCGCAGUACCAGCACAUCGUGUACACGGAAUGGAUACCGCUCGUGCUGGGAAAGGGCACCCUGGAAAACUUCGACCUUCAGCAGAAGGGUGGCUUCAGCUUCUACGAUCCGGCCGUCAAUCCGACUAUGUUGAACGAGUUUGCAGCGGCGGCUUUUAGAAUGGGACAUACUCUCAUCGAUGGACGAUUUACCACAGUAGAUGCGCAAGGCCAAGAGACGUCUUUCCUCUUAGAAGAUUUCUACUUUUUUCCUUUCUACCUCUACCGAGGACAGACUGACGACAUCCUAAGAGGACUCGCCAAGCAGACUUCGCAGCACUUUGACAGGUUCGUGACAAAUGGUGUAACGGAGAACCUUUACCGGCUGCAGAACGAGACCUUCGGCUUAGACCUCAUCGCCCUCAACAUCCAAAGGGGAAGGGAUCACGGUCUCCAGCCAUACGUCUACUAUUACCACUUGUGCACUGGACGAAGCAUCGAAACGUUCGCCGACCUGCACAACGCAGACGUCAUGGCGCCCGAAAAUGUUCAAUACCUAGCCGCCGUGUACAAGAACGUGAAGGACGUGGAUCUGUUCACGGCAGGAACUGCGGAGCGGUCGGUAGCUGGAGGCGUGGUAGGGCCUACUUUCGCCUGCAUACUGGCUCACCAAUUCAAGAAACUCAAGUUCGGUGACAGAUUCUACUACCAGCAUGCCAGUCAAGCAGGAUCUUUUACCAAAGAUCAGCUUCGUGAGAUCCAGAAGACUACUUUGGCUGGCAUCAUUUGCGAUAACACAUACACCGUAACCAGCAUCCAGAAGAAUGUAUUUGUGCCCGAAGACGCCAUAAGGAAUCCAGAGAUACCCUGCCAUAACCUCCAAGUGCCUGAUCUCACAUAUUGGUAGAUGAGAUUGCGUUUCAUCACGAUCAAUCAAACGUUGUGCAAAUGGUCUAGUCAGCAUCCGCAUUAUUAUGGACGUUCAAUAUUCGAACUAUCAUUCAUGAUGACCACUGGCCAACGCUGUCGAAUAGCAACCUCUGCUCGACUCACCGUCUGGGAAAUUUUGAUUAUUUAUUCACAAUACGUACCCUACACCUCUCGACUCAGGUGACAUUAUGUAGGGGAGAGGGAAAAUACAUGGAGAUGGACACUUCACCGACAUAAAAAUAAAAGACAUCGGUAACACAGCAAACACAACUAGUCAUUCAGGAAGAAAUGUACGUAAUUUGCUCGAAAAAUACAACUGGAGCAAGACAGGACAAGGUCACGUGGAAAGUUUUUUUUUCUGUUCCUGGUAUUGUUUCUAAA
Messenger RNA from Ornithodoros turicata, 2033 nucleotides. RefSeq names its product chorion peroxidase-like. The coding region runs from base 1 to 1629 and encodes 542 amino acids. Gene Ontology annotation, biological process: response to oxidative stress. The record is from RefSeq and is a predicted model, not a curated record. NCBI's taxonomy places the organism in Eukaryota, Metazoa, Arthropoda, Arachnida, Ixodida, Argasidae. The transcript is spliced from 12 exons. Gene Ontology annotation, molecular function: peroxidase activity; heme binding.